This is a messenger RNA of Monosiga brevicollis MX1, 1233 nucleotides long. RefSeq lists its product as uncharacterized. Gene Ontology annotation, molecular function: proteasome-activating activity; ATP hydrolysis activity; ATP binding. The coding region runs from base 1 to 1233 and encodes 410 amino acids. The transcript is spliced from 8 exons. The record is from RefSeq and is a predicted model, not a curated record. Gene Ontology annotation, biological process: proteasome-mediated ubiquitin-dependent protein catabolic process. NCBI's taxonomy places the organism in Eukaryota, Choanoflagellata, Craspedida, Salpingoecidae. Gene Ontology annotation, cellular component: proteasome regulatory particle, base subcomplex.
AUGAGGCAGGAAGAGAAGGCGGGGCUUGCUUGGACAGCCUGUUUUGACGCAAGCAAGCUCCCAAAAGUCACGCCCCAUGCGCGUUGUCGUCUGCGUCUGCUAAAGCAAGAGCGCAUUCGCGACUUUCUCAUCCUUGAGGAAGAGUUCAUCCAGAACCAGGAGCGUCUCAAACCCCGUGAGGAGCAGGCCGAGCAGGAGCGUACCAAGCUUGAAGAGCUGCGCGGCACCCCUCUUCAAGUGGGCAAUCUCGAAGAGAUUAUUGACGAGCACCAUGCGAUCGUUUCCACCCCUCAUGGUCCCGAGCACUACGCCCUGAUUGCAUCAUUUGUUGACAAGGAUGAGCUUGAGCCCGGUUCCACUGUGCUCUUGCAUAACAAGAACCAUGCCGUUGUGGGAAUCUUGGAUGAUGAUGCUGACCCCAUGGUCAACGUCAUGAAGCUGGACAAGGCUCCAACUGAGUCAUAUGCAGAUAUCGGAGGCCUUGAGGAUCAAAUUCAAGAGAUCAAGGAAUCAGUUGAGCUGCCGUUGACACAUCCUGAGUAUUACGAGGAAAUGGGCAUCAAACCUCCAAAAGGUGUCAUUUUGUACGGGCCCCCAGGCACAGGCAAAACCCUUUUGGCCAAAGCCGUUGCCAAUCAGACCUCGGCCACAUUUCUGCGUGUUGUCGGCUCGGAGCUCAUCCAAAAAUACAGUGGCGAAGGACCCAAGCUGGUCCGCGAACUUUUUCGCGUUGCCGAGGAGAAUGCUCCUUCCAUCGUUUUCAUCGACGAGAUUGAUGCUAUUGGCACAAAGCGGUAUGACACCAACAGCGGUGGUGAGCGAGAAAUCCAACGUACCAUGCUUGAGCUGCUGACCCGCCUCGAUGGUUUCGAUAGUCGCGGCGAUGUCAAAGUCAUCAUGGCGACCAAUCGAAUUGAUAGCCUCGAUACGGCUCUCAUUCGCCCAGGGCGUAUUGACCGGAAGAUUGAAUUUCCCCUCCCUGAUGAGAAGACGAAACGCCGCAUCUUCAACAUCCACACGUCUCGCAUGACACUCGCAGACGACGUCAACCUUGAAGACUUGAUCAUGUCCAAGGACGAGCUUUCUGGCGCAGAUGUCAAGGCCAUCUGCACUGAAGCUGGUUUGCUUGCUUUGCGUGAGCGGCGCAUGCGGGUGACAAAUGAGGACUUUCAAAAGGCCAAGGAGAACGUUCUCUAUCGCAAGUCGGAAAAUCUCCCUCAAGGCAUGUCCUGA